Molecule: messenger RNA, 288 nt
Organism: Guillardia theta CCMP2712
Lineage: Eukaryota; Cryptophyceae; Pyrenomonadales; Geminigeraceae
Exons: 4
Biological process (GO): ubiquitin-dependent protein catabolic process
Cellular component (GO): proteasome regulatory particle, lid subcomplex; nucleus; cytoplasm
Molecular function (GO): ubiquitin binding; proteasome binding; endopeptidase activator activity
Source: RefSeq, a predicted model, not a curated record
AGAGCAGGAAAAAUGAAGCUGGCAAGUGGGAUGCUACAGCCUGACGUGCGCAAGGGCUUGAUCAGAUUGUUUACCUCACCAGAAGAUCAGCUCCUCCACUUCACCUGGACUUCAAGGUCUAAUGGAAUCGAAACAGUUGAGGAUGAUCGCAUCUUGUUUCCUGGGGAUGCUACAUUCUCGUAUGUAGAACAAGCUCGUAACAAUCCAAAGAACAACAGGGUGUACGUCCUCAAGUUCGUCGAUUCAAACGAGAAGAUGUUCUUUUGGAUGCAGGAGCCAAAUCCUGAC